Neomonachus schauinslandi (Hawaiian monk seal) is the source of this 1493-nucleotide messenger RNA. RefSeq names its product RAB27B, member RAS oncogene family (gene RAB27B). Gene Ontology annotation, biological process: melanosome transport; positive regulation of exocytosis. Gene Ontology annotation, molecular function: GTP binding; GTPase activity. NCBI's taxonomy places the organism in Eukaryota, Metazoa, Chordata, Mammalia, Carnivora, Phocidae. Gene Ontology annotation, cellular component: melanosome; secretory granule. The record is from RefSeq and is a predicted model, not a curated record. The coding region runs from base 214 to 870 and encodes 218 amino acids. The transcript is spliced from 6 exons.
ACGGGCAGGGGCUGGGGACCGAUCCCGAGCCGCAGGUUGGAAAAUAAGGAGCUGUCCCCCUGAGCGUCGCCCUGUAGAGCAGAUCGCGUGUGGUCGCUGGCGUGGGAGCCCCGGAGUUCAAGGGCUUGGGAGAGAGGAAGGAGACCUCUGAAACCUGACACCCAGCCCUCUCGCAGAGGAAACUUCGCAGGCUGGCCCACCAAGACUAUCACUAUGACCGAUGGGGACUAUGAUUAUCUGAUCAAACUCCUGGCCCUUGGAGAUUCGGGGGUGGGGAAGACGACAUUUCUUUAUCGAUACACAGACAAUAAAUUCAAUCCCAAGUUUAUCACAACAGUAGGAAUAGACUUUCGGGAAAAACGUGUGGUUUAUAAUACCCAGGGACCAAAUGGAUCAUCAGGGAAAGCCUUUAAAGUGCAUCUUCAGCUUUGGGACACUGCCGGCCAAGAGAGAUUCCGGAGCCUCACCACUGCAUUUUUCAGAGAUGCCAUGGGUUUCUUAUUAAUGUUUGACCUCACCAGUCAACAGAGCUUCUUAAAUGUCAGAAACUGGAUGAGCCAACUGCAAGCAAAUGCUUAUUGUGAAAAUCCAGAUAUAGUAUUAAUUGGCAACAAGGCAGACCUGCCAGACCAGAGGGAAGUCAAUGAAAGGCAAGCGCGGGACCUGGCUGACAAAUAUGGCAUGCCAUAUUUUGAAACGAGUGCCGCGACUGGCCAGAAUGUGGAGAAAGCUGUGGAAACCCUUCUGGACUUAAUCAUGAAGCGAAUGGAACAGUGUGUAGAGAAGACACAGGUCCCCGACACUGUCAAUGGUGGAGACUCUGGAAAGCUAGAUGGGGAAAAACCAGCAGAGAAGAAAUGCGGUUGCUAGACCCUACGUAGGAACUGAUCAUCCAAAACCCCACCCAAAUAUUACUUCCAAAAAACAGCGACAAACCACAAAAUUGUUGUAAGUAGACCAUGCAUAAUGGCAUGUUUUUCUUUUUCUUCCAGAAAAAUCUAUUUUGAGAAACCAGAAUAUCAACAGUGUUCAAAAGAAUUGACCAGUUGUCUCUGAGACGCCCUCCAAACAAGAUCAGAGAUUUCCUAAUGUGUCCUCAUGGUCAUGGAUGCUCAAUUUGUUGUUGUUGUUAUUGUUUUUUUUUUUUUAUGAAGAAGAUGAGUAUAUAAGAAAGUAUUCAAGAUGAUAUCAGUGAGUUUUAAAUCAGAACAAAAAUGACCAUGUCACAUGGGGAAAAGGAAUAGGCCACUAAAGGGAGAAUAUAGAAAGACAAUUUUUUUUUUUUUAAGAUUGGAUUUACUUCUUAUAUAGAGUUUGAUUUGUACUUUUAGUUUUGCAUUGGGGGAACAUAUUAGCUAAAACUGAGGAUACAAUCAAGAAUUCUAAAUGGAUCAUUAGUAAUGACAUUACUAUAUACACCCAAUAAGCUGUCCUAGGGUGACUCAAAUACUGGUAAGGUUAUGAGAUUGUGAAUCAGACUUCUGUUAAAAUGU